Messenger RNA from Gigantopelta aegis, 8712 nucleotides. RefSeq names its product Nance-Horan syndrome protein-like. The transcript has 5 exons. Bases 111 to 5180 code for a protein of 1689 amino acids. The record is from RefSeq and is a predicted model, not a curated record. NCBI's taxonomy places the organism in Eukaryota, Metazoa, Mollusca, Gastropoda, Neomphalida, Peltospiridae.
UUCAUAUCAUGGCGACUCUUUGAAGUCCAAAAGUCUGCAGGUAAAUUAUGGAUCGGAUGUAAAACUGAAAAUGUAGCUGCACACAAGUGUUUUUCUUCUUCUCAAGAGCCAUGCCUCUUCCCGUUCGAAUCGUGGAGCCCAUUAUUUUGGGCCGUAAGGCGGACGAAAUCGAAGAAAGUGAGGAUAUUGUGGCGGCCCAGAUAGCGGUAACUCAGCACACCGUGUUGGGCGCGUUGGUUCAACUGGCGACUCUCGUGCGACAUGCAGACGACCUUUUCUGUGAUCUUACCGACGAGUGUCAGAAGAUUUUCGACAGGACCGAGCUCAUCACCCACAAAAUCAACAUUUGCACUGAUAUAAUACGUCAGCUGGAUUCGAAGAAAGUUAAAAUACCGGUGGGUGAUCUCAAACAGUUUACUGGAAUCCAGGAUCACCAUGUCGGCAAACACGGCUAUGACAGUCACAUGUUCACUCAGGAUGAGCGAAUGCACUGCAUCAAAAACCUCUACAGCAUUGCGGACAUCACACCAUCCAAAAUCCUGCGUGGCGCUGAUGCGUUCAGAAAGGACGGACUGUACACCUCGAACCUGUUCAAACUGUGGCCCAUCGUCAUCAACGAGCCCAAGGUCAAAACACCGGAUCUCAGUUUCUGUCGAAGGGGUAAAAAAAUCUUGAUACUGAGAAAUGGAUUCCGAAAGCCCAGGCAACCAUCUCUGGAUCGACCUCGUACAUUUCACGAGUUUGAAAUGGACAGCAACAAGAAAACUGAAGAGGAAGAAGAGAAAAACAAUCUUUCCAAAUCUCAACCCUCUAUCUUUGUUGCCAUAGAUACAUCUGGAUCUGGCUUUCAGCGGAUGCGUUCGUUUCGUCAGUCGUUACAUGGCACCAGUUCUGAAGAAUACAAGAAACGCAGGCGCACGGUGUCAGGAGUUCCAGACAACAUCAUGCAUGAAAUCGCUCAGUUUGAAAGAAAACGUAGAAACACAACACACUUUGGGAAUCGGAACGAGCCGAGAACGUACAGUUUUGACGAUCUCGAUGCCGAUGAUGGUGUUAACAGAGACGAGAUUUUGGCUCAGUUUUUUGACGAAAUUGAUGCAAAGUUUGAAGAGAGACUGGAAGAAGAGCAGCUGGCUAAAGAACCAAAGAUUUUGAAAUUCUUGCCUUGCAGACGUUCGCGCUCCUUACCUCGGUGUGUCAAGUCUUCUUAUAAACUCUCAACUACUACAGCAACCCCGGAACAAUACUGUCCCAACAUAAGUCUCGGCUGCAGUUACGCCAGCAGCAUUAGUCUGACCAGCAGCUUGGGUUCCGGUUCCAGGCUGUCCAGAUCAUCAUCAAAACGGUCCAGCAUUAUUAGCAACAAGAUUAAAAAUCUCGUACAUUCUAGAACCAAUAAAAGCAGCAAGCAGACUCGUCCCAAGUCUCUGGACUUUGACACUAUCGACCUUCUGCCUGAAACGGACCAAUCUCACCUCGACAGAUUUACGUCCCCUAGCAUGCCAAAUGGUAUGGAGACGACCACGUCCUCUCGCGACAGUGUUGUGGGUCCAGGAACAUACUACUACUUUGAAAGCAACACAGUGCCACGAGCCCAUGCAAAGAAAUACAACUUCCCGUGGGAGAGUCUGCCCAAGGACUGGACAACGUCCGUCAAAUUGAGAGAAAUAUCCAAGAGGAAAAACACUGAAGACCGAAAUUCUUCUUCAGGUGCCUGGAGUGCCAGUGGGGGAAGCAGUAACCGUCAGUCUCUGGACUCUGCGAAGUCCAGCAUGCCUCUAUCGACAUCACAGUAUUCUCUGGGCAAGGAUUCUGGGAGAGAUUCUCCGUCAUUGACUGACGACCGCCCUGAGUCUGACACGGCUGGGUACGCUGGUGAUCAGGCCAGCACAGUUGCUGGUGAUGAGACUGAUUCUGACAUCAACGCAAACUUCUCAAAGAUCGGGACAGAUGCCUGGUUGAAGAGGCUGGCAAUUCGAGCAGCGAGUCGUGACGAUGUUUCAUCUAGCAGUGCAGAAACAUUACAUUCCCUGUCACAACUGACCAAACAGAAUAUUAUGACUCUUGAUCUGAUGUCGCCAGCGUUGAAAGGUCCCCAGAAGCUAGAUGAUGAGGUAUCCUCGGUGUAUUCGCUCGACCAGGAAGGGUUCUAUACGUCCUUCCAUACAGACAGUGGCUUGCGGCAGAGCACUGCCAAUCUUGAUGAAAGUGAUGAUAAAAUAUUCCCCGUGAAGGAAACGCAGAGCAUGCUCAGCAUGUGUAGCACAAAUACAGUAGAAAGUGUCAUCUUCCGUCCAGCAUUAAGUGACAAGACUGUUUCAUCCGAUCAGGGAACUCUGAAAAGGAAUAAAGUACCGCCACCUCCUCCAAAACGAUCCUGCAGCAUUGACCGUGUCGCCUUCUUGCAAGACAAAGACAGUGGCAGUUCUAGUGAUAGCUCAGCAACACUCCGGGGAUCAUCUGCCAAGAACGAACCUGAAUUGAUUCUUGACUCGUCCUUCUCCGAAUCUGACCAGGAAACCAUCUAUGCACGUUUGAAAUCGAAGACGAGGAUAUCUUCAACCAUGUACCCUUCUUGGUGCUCAGUAUCCUCUCCAUCCACCAGUGAUGAAGACGGAACUCCUGAAUCUCCCAAGGAGAAGCUGAACAGACUAGAGAAUGCAGCUGGUCCUACUGCUUCCAAAACCAUUUCGUUUUCGCCUUUUGAUGGAAGCUCUAGCCAGAAGUCUGUAGUUUUAAGUUCAACAAUGGACGACCCUUUGAUGAUUCCUACAUCACUAGGUGUCUCGGGUAAAGGGAAAGUCGAGGAAGAUUGGAGCGACAGUAAAGUUCCAACAUGCAUUGCUUCCAUGAAAUGGGAUGAAGAUGAUUAUUCAACAAAUUCAUGGCCAAGGACAAGUGUUCAGCCAUCUUGUGGCAUACUGAAAAUGGAGAAAUCCUCAACGGGGAGGUCGGACAAAACUCUAAAUUUUGCACCAACAGUAAACCUGUUUGAUUCAGUUGUACCAAAAACCAUGGAAUUAACUUUACCAGACAUAGCCCCAUCAGAGGAAAACAGCUCUUUGAUAAUGAAUUUUGCUGAUGCACCAGAUCAUGGUUAUAAGCUAGCUAUUCCUCUGGUUAGUCCAGAAAAGGAAAAGGAUCUAACUGAUUUACCGAUGAAAUACCAGCCUGUUAUUACUGUAAAACCAAGGCCAAAAGAAUCACAGAGGGGAGCUUAUGUUAAGCUGUCUCCAGGAUCGCAGUCCGAAAAGUCAUCACACAUUGUAUAUAACACAACUGUAAUCAAACCCCAGAGUUCUACACCUGUGAAGUCGAGUAUCCACUAUGCAGUCGGCCAGCUGAAUGGCAAUGGAGGCCCGCGAGUUAAAGCACCCCAUUUGUCUUCCGACCUAAAUUCUCACACCUCAGGAAGUUCGUCAUCAAUACCAUCCAUGUCUUCCUCCGACUGUGGUUACAUGGAUAUGCAGACACUAAAAAAUGCCAGAUCCUCAGACACAUUGAGUACCAACAGUUCUCUGUGUCUGUCGGACAUGGAUUCCAGUAGUUUGACCUAUGUUAGUAUGUCUAGUCCAAUCUCUACACCCUCCAACUCCAUGCUCACCCUGACACCAGAUUCUACUCUAGAUAUAUCAUCAGACAAUGACACUUACAGAAUUCCUGCAGUAACCCUCAUGGAUGGUGCCAAGAUGGUGGCUCCAGUGACUCUUCCAAGUGCUCCAGUAAUAAAGAGAGAGAUGACUUCUGCACCAAAGUCGUCUCUAAAUACUUUUGGUUCAUUUGUGGAUACGAACAGCAGCUGUUUGAAUCCACCAUCACAUUCAGACAAAACAUUGCACAGGUCUUCUACAAGUCCUUCCCUUAAUAAUGGAAGAUACCAAAAGGUUUCAAAUUACAGAAGUUCCACACCAGAGUGUAAUACUUGGCCCAGUGCUGGUGCAGCUGGAAGACAGUCAUCAUCCAGCAACAGGCUGAAUCCAGGCAGAUCUCCAAGCCAACAGACAAUUCAUCAACUUUCAAACCCGUUUGGUUGUGACAAAUCGGACCACUGUCCACAGUCGUGUCCUUUACCUCACUGCCAGUCAACUCACCGGUCUCCAUCGGGGCAGCCUCCGUGUUCCCAUCAUCCACAUGCAACUGAUUCAUCAAAUCAUGUCCAACGGUCCUAUAGUCUUUCAAAACAAAACCAGAAUUUUCAAAGUACAAACCAUUCUGUGAAGUCACCAACCAGCCAGAGUCCCUCGCAAUCUCCUAAUAAUACUAGUCGGACUGAUUCUUACCGUUAUGCAAUGAAACAGGAAUUUGAAAGGGGUGCUUCCAGGAGGAUGAAUCCAGAGUCGUACAGUCGACCUGUCAGUCACCCUAAAUCAUUUCACAGCUCUUCGGCCUCUGCUGUUGCUUCUCCUCCAGAGGAAGUUAUCAACAGGGCUGACUCUUAUCGGUUUGCAGUCAGAAAUACAAAUGGAGUUGUCGGGGAUAGUGAUUCAAGAAAUUCAUCUUACCGUUUUUCCCUGAAUGAGGAGGCAACUGACAGCCGAUUUGAAGCAAUAAACCGAUGGAGUGGCAGUGGAAAGGAUAUUCGCAGAAUGGGAAUUACCGACAUAGAUCAGUUGAAGUGUUAUUCGGAUGACGAUUCAGCUAAAAUGACCAAAGAGAAGAGCAGUGGUAGUCUGUUUGCCACAAUCAACCAGUCGAAAAAGAAGAUGAACAUGAAAGGGGAUAUUGAGUCCCUACUGAAGGUGAAUAAAUCUCCCUCACCCGAAACCAGUGUGCGAAAAUCAUACAGAAAUGACAAAGGUGACAUCAACAGUUUGUUGAGACCCAACAUGUCACCGUCUCCUGACUCUGUUGUCAGGAGAUCAGGGAAGAGUGACAAGGAUAAAUCCAAGUCCAAAGCACGAACUUCCACUUACAUAAGAUUUGACCCAAUAUUCGAGGACAAAGAAGAUUUCUUGAACUCCUCCAGUGAGACUCUCCGUGCCUCGUCUCUCAGACUCUCUGCUGCGCCUUCCACCGAGACAUUGUCCACGUGUGAUGAUGGACCGCUACUCAGCAGACAACUGCAGGCUCCAGCAAAACGAAGUGCUAGUGGAAAGAAACCAGUAGAUGAAAAGGCUGUCAUGUCCAUCCUGGACAGCAUCAAGUCAACCAUUAAAUCAAUUUCCGGCAAUAGUAACUGACAAUCCCUGUGAUUCUGCAGGGCACCUUUCAUCUGUUCACUAUGUUAGAAACAUCCAUUGUUAAUAAUCUUAACACUGUUUUCUUAAGUUGGAGCCAAAGAGAGAAUUUUUAUAAUCAUGGAUCCAGAAUUUUGGUUUCCAUUUUUUAUUAUUAAUUUUUUAAAUUAUAUAUAAUUAUGUGAUGCAUGGAAAUAUAUAUAUGUACUUUUUGGCAUCACAAGAAUGUUGUUUUGUUCUUGGUUUUUGAAAAGAGAACUGAAUGAGGUACAUACACUGUAUGAAUUUGAAUUGCUUUAGUGUAUUUGAGCCAAAGAAACUUCUUAAAAGUUAACUCUAUUUUAAAAUUGUUAAAUAGAAGCUAUUUUACUACAUUCUUUUUAUACCCAAUAACGAGUAAAAAGUGUUAUUCCUACUUUGCUUUGAUGUAAGUGCUACAAAGACUCUUACAAAAUACCGGUAAGAUAAACAUUCCAGAUAUUAUUUGAAAACAAGAAUAACACUGUUAUUCAUAUGUGACAACAUUCUUUAUAAUUUUCAGUAUGGUACGUACAACAUACAGCUGAGAUGGGGAACUCACAAAUUGUGUCACUUUUCAAGAGAAUUGUCCAAAAAGCAUGAUAUAACUGAAAUAGCUUUUAUUUAAAAAUACAGCUGAGAUGGGGAACUCACAAAUUGUGUCACUUUUCAAGAGAAUUGUCCAAAAAGCAUGAUAUAACUGAAAUAGCUUUUAUUUAAAAAUGAAAAAAUAUACACAACUUAACAAAACAUUUUCAUGUCUGGUUUUAACUUUACUUUAUUAUAAAGGUUAACUUUUAAGAAGAGUUUCACUAGCAGUUUGACAUGCUUACAGGAGAAAUGGUGAAAUUGGACCAAAAUCGGUUUUCAAUAAAUAAAAUAGAAAAUCCAGGUGACUUUUAAAAAAAUAUAUUUUUAAUUUUUAAAUACCAGCUUUACCUCAUUUAAAUGUUAACUGUUAUUCUGCAUUUGUUGAUGUUGAUGUUUCUUAAUGUGUAUAUUGUUUGUUUAAUUUGGGAGAUCCUUAGUGCCCAUACCAUUUGAAUAACAGUACAUAGCCACAAAUAUCUUUUUGUAAAGGAUGAUUUAAUAGUCAUCUAAUGUCACAGUUGUCACUUUUCACUUCUGGGGCAAAUUGGUUAAAAAAAGCAGCUACUAAAUCACAUUUUUACUUCUGUAUUGCAUCCAACUGAACAUCCAAUAUGAGACUGAUGUUUGCAAAAGGUCCUGUAUGCUCAGUCUUUGUAGCUAUUUUGUAAAUGAUUCCCACUGAUCCUGCAAGGAUAUGUUGAUUUAAAGGAUUAACACUGUUUUUUGUUAUUCCAUUACAGGACCAUUAAAUACUGUUUUGUUAAUGUCUAGACAUUGUUUUUACUUCAAAAUGCAUGUCAUAUCCAUUUUGUUUUACUUUGCACUGAAAAUAAGUGCAGUAAAUGCAUGUUUAGAUAAGAAGUGUCAAACCUAGAUUCUAGGUGCAAUUCUAAUCAAAUGUUACAAAACACCAAUGGGUUCCAGAUUAAACAGACUUUAAUAUAUAUCAAUAUUUAAAAAUGUUGGUUAUUGUUGUUCAUUGUCAUACCUAACACAAUCAUUGAUAUAAAAAAUUAAAAGAAAAAAAUGUUGAUAGAUGCACAAUUGAAUGAUUUGCAUGCAGUAAUCUGGGAAAAUGCAGUACUUUUUAUUGUAUGAUUUAAAACAUGGAACAUACUGGACAAAAUAAUUCUGGAUUAAUUUUUACACCUUUCCUUUCAUGUGAACUUUCACACAGGUGAUGGCAUUAUAACCUCAACGUCACCCUCCUACCCCCCCCCACCCCCCCAACAAGAACAGAUGUUCGCUUUUAUAAAUACUGGAUGAAACAGAUUCUUAAAACAGAACAUUUAGAUUCGCAUACAAUAUUUUUUUGCUAGCUGACCAACGUAAGUAUUUAACAACAUGCAUUUUAAUAAGCAAGUUUAUUAAAAAUAUAUUUUCAAGGUUCAAAUUGUUUUCAGGAAUGAUUUUUUAGCCUAUGCUUAAAAAUAUUUUUCGACAUGAAAGUUGAUUUGGUUUGAUCUAAAAUGCUGAAAAAUUACUUCCAAAUGGUUUUUUGUCUUCAGCUCUUAUUUUUGAUGGGGGUCACCUCCAUGUUGUGUAUAUAAUGACUAGAUGUACUUUUUGUUUGUCGUGUGUAGGGACUGUGUUUCGAUUUUGUGUUAUUUAAUAGGCUCCUUGGUGCACAGAAUGUAAUAUUCUCAUUAGACAUUUGUGUAGUGUGUGGGACCUAGUUUAGUGAACAGAAUUUAUAGAAUAUUUCUCUUAUCUUUUCAUAGCUGAAGAACUUGCUGAUUGCUGUCUUAACAUAUAAUUCUAUGAAUAUAUUUGCUUGCAAAAAAAGGUAUCCUCUUGCAUAAAAAUAGCUUCUUUUCAUUGCAGUUCGAGUAAUGAAGAUUUUAAAUUACAACCAUAACACUACUUGUUCAUUGUUGAUGGAUAUAUUAAACUCUAAUUGUUUGUUUUUGAUACUGAAUUAAGAACAUCUUUUUGGUACCAGUAGAGUACAGCAUAAGAAAAAAAUAUAACAUACAUUUUAAUCAUGCACAACAAAAACAAGAGUUUACUACAACUCUUAACUCCAAUGAUUCUCAUUUCGAUGUUUUCAGUCCUUCACAACUGAAGAUACCAGGCAAUUAAUUAUUUGCUUCAUGUAUUAAGCUACAAAUGAGUGAAUGGUGGGAUGUGUACGGUAAAUGUAAACUUGUAUGUAAUAGUAUGGUAACAAUAAUUUAAGGAUGUAACAAAUACUGGAAUCGAAACAACCAGCAAAAGGCACACUGGUACCAUAUUUUAGGUGAUGAUAAAAACAACCAGCAAAAGGCACACUGGUACCAUAUUUUAGGUGGAUGAUAAAAACAACCAGCAAAAGGCACACUGGUACCAUAUUUUAGGUGAUGAUAAAAAGAACCAGCAAAAGGCACACUGGUUCCAUAUUUUAGGUGGAUGAUAAAAACAACCAGCAAAAGGCACACUGGUACCAUAUUUUAGGUGAUGAUAAAAAGAACCAGCAAAAGGCACACUGGUACCAUAUUUUAGGUGGAUGAUAAAAAGAACCAGCAAAAGGCACACUGGUACCAUAUUUUAGGUGGAUGAUAAAAACAACCAGCAAAAGGCACACUGGUACCAUAUUUUAGGUGAUGAUAAAAAGAACCAGCAAAAGGCACACUGGUACCAUAUUUUAGGUGGAUGAUAAAAACAACCAGCAAAAGGCACACUGGUACCAUAUUUUAGGUGAUGAUAAAAAGAACCAGCAAAAGGCACACUGGUACCAUAUUUUAGGUGGAUGAUAAAAACAACCAGCAAAAGGCACACUGGUACCAUAUUUUAGGUGAUGAUAAAAAGAACCAGCAAAAGGCACACUGGUACCAUAUUUUAGGUGGAUGAUAAAAACAACCAGCAAAAGGCACACUGGUACCAUAUUUUAGGUGAUGAUAAAAAGAACCAGCAAAAGGCACACUGGUACCAUAUUUUAGGUGGAUGA